Molecule: messenger RNA, 2171 nt
Organism: Ceutorhynchus assimilis (cabbage seed weevil)
Lineage: Eukaryota; Metazoa; Arthropoda; Insecta; Coleoptera; Curculionidae
Source: the annotation of a GenBank genome assembly
UUUUCACAGCCAUGUUGACCUCGGCCACAAAAAUUAAAUUUCCCUUUUGAAAAAGAAAAAGGGUGGAAAAUGCCCAAGUGCGACACAAAAACCCGCUACGUCCCGGCCACAUUCGCCUGGACUCUACUCAUAGUCGCCACCACUUUGUUUUUCUAUUACCCGGCCCAAUACUAUUUGCCUGUGCACCCUUGGGUGCCAGGAUGUCAGGCUGUUUUGACUUUUUUUGUAUUGGCCAACUUUACUUUGGCUACCUUUAUGGAUCCUGGAAUUAUACCAAAAGCCCCCCCUGACGAAGACAGAGAUGACGACUUUAGGGCCCCUUUAUACAAAAACGCAGACAUAAAUGGCAUUACUGUGCGCAUGAAAUGGUGCGUUACAUGCAAAUUUUACAGGCCCCCUAGAUGUUCGCAUUGUAGUGUUUGUAAUCAUUGUAUUGAGACUUUUGACCAUCACUGUCCUUGGGUGAAUAAUUGCAUUGGCAGGAGGAAUUACAGGUUUUUCUUCUUUUUUCUGAUUUCCCUGAGCCUGCAUAUGAUUAGUAUAUUUGGCUUAAGCCUGAUUUACGUGCUGAAUUAUGGGAAAAGUUUGACAAGCACUGAACCAAUAGUGGCUAUGAUUCUAAUGGGCAUUGUAGCAGUUCUAAGUAUACCAAUAUUUGGGUUGACGGGUUUUCACAUGGUUUUGGUCGCCCGGGGUCGAACAACCAACGAACAAGUAACCGGAAAAUUCAAAGGGGGCUACAACCCGUUUUCCAGAGGUUGUUGGCACAACUGUUGCUACACCCAAUUCGGACCUCAAUUUCCAAGCUUAAUUAAGCCUUAUAAGUAUAAUGUAAAAAGGAAACACUGUCAACACGGGCCAAUAGCGACAAUUACAAAUGACAGCCAAGUCAAAACUUAUAUGGACAAUAGUAAUGGAGUGAGAAACAUCAACUCGCAUGCUUAUAAUAAGAUGUCGCCAUCAGGCAGAGACGUCAUUGACAUGAUGGACAUGGAACCUUCAGCGUCGCAGUCUCAGGAUUGUGAACCGACUCCGCCCUUGCAAAGACAUGGUUCAAAAAGUAACUUCUUUUUACCGCCUACAGGGGGCGGGUUCGGUGACGAGUCGCCUGGCCGCCCCCAAUUGGUGCGGACGGUCCACUACCCCCCUCGCGGCAGUCCGCAUCCUAGACCCAGAGGGUCUACGCCUGAUAAUAAUUUGGGUCCACAGAGGGCGUCACCGACGAUGCAGCAAAGAAUCAAAGCCUUGGGCGUGCCUACGCCCCUGGCCAUGUCUAGCCCAGUGAGAAGAUCGAAUCCCAGUACGCCGACGCAACCGCGCAGGCCCGAUUUCAUUGGGGUGUACAAUCAGGCCGCGCCCACUUACAGCCAGGCCACGCCCUCUCAAUACAACCAGGCCACGCCCUAUUAUGAAACUCAGUGCAGCCCGCAACGGCGUUUUUUGUCCGAAGGCGAAUUGAAACAGCUGAAUUAUUCAAGGACCAAUCAGACAAGCGAUAAUAUUAGGGAGUUGGCCAAUUCGCCCCAAAGGGGCGUGUACAUGUGGAAAGACACGUCCCCUUCGGGGGCGGGGCAACAGCAGCCCGAUUUUUACCGAUCGAACCCGACCAGUCCGACGCAGCAGCAGGUUUAUGCGCCUGCGCGCGCGUACCAUCCGGCUGUUAGGGGCGGGGUCGCCGUGUACCCGCCCCCUAGUCCUCAAAUUCAUAGGAAAGUGGCGGGAAAUGCUCCGCCUAUUGAUAAUAGACGCCGCCCUAUGUCGUUUGUUAGGGCCUUAGAAAUGUCAGACAACGUCGAACUGUCACCGCAAACGUCACAUACGAUGACGCAACGACCGCCGACGCCCGACCGCGCCAGCGUCUACGACAUGAACUACGAAAUUUCCGUAUAGGAUUGGAGAGGGCGCUCGUGUCGCAGGGAUAAUUGACUAUUGAGUGCCCCCACCCUUAUUCUACAAGAUUCUCUGCAUCAGAGAUAUAGAAAUUUUUUAUUUUUUUUUGUUUUUUUGUGUUGGUAAGUAAUUUAAUUUAUUUAAUUUUUUUUCUAAUUUGUGUGCCAAAUUCAAUUGACAGCUGACAAGAGAUAUGUCAGCUGUCAAAAUUGUAAAUAAUUUUUUUUUUUUGUUUUUUUAAAUUGUGUAAAAUAAUAAUAAUAAAAAAAGAAAACCCCUCA